Molecule: messenger RNA, 1605 nt
Organism: Neopsephotus bourkii (Bourke's parrot)
Lineage: Eukaryota; Metazoa; Chordata; Aves; Psittaciformes; Psittacidae
Gene: GALR2
Product: galanin receptor 2
Biological process (GO): G protein-coupled receptor signaling pathway
Cellular component (GO): membrane
Molecular function (GO): G protein-coupled receptor activity
Source: RefSeq, a predicted model, not a curated record
GGUGCAGUCCCCACUCUCCCGUGCUCUCCGGCCAUGAACAGCUCGGCCGGGGGCUGGCAGCCCGAGGCAGUGCUCAUCCCGCUCGCCUACCUCCUCAUCUUCCUCAUCGGCACCGUGGACAACUGCCUGGUCCUGGCCGUGCUGCUGUGCAGCGGGCAGGUGAAGAACACCACCAACAUCUUCAUCCUCAACCUGGGGGUGGCCGACCUCUGCUUCAUCCUCUUCUGCAUCCCCUUCCAAGCCACCAUCUACACCCUGGAAGGGUGGGUAUUUGGGCCCUUCAUGUGCAAGGCCGUCCACUUCUUCAUCUUCCUCACCAUGUACGCCAGCAGCUUCACCCUGGCCACCGUCUCCCUUGACAGGUACCUGGCCAUCUGCUACCCCCUGCACUCGCGGGGGCUGAGGACACCCCGGAAUGCCCUCACUGCCAUCUGCUUCAUCUGGGGGCUUUCCUUCAUCUUCUCGGGCCCUUACCUCAGCUACUAUGAGGAGUUCCAGCUGGCCAACCUGACCGUCUGCCACCCCAUCUGGGAGAGCUCCCAGCGCAAGGUCAUGGACAUCUGCACCUUCAUCUUCAGCUACAUCAUCCCGGUGCUGAUCCUGAGCCUCACCUACGUGCGGACUAUUCACUACCUGUGGAAGUCCGUGGACCCUCUCCAAGACAUGUCAGAGGCCAAGAAGGCCAAGCGGAAGGUCACCAGGAUGAUCAUCAUUGUGGCCAUCCUGUUCUGCCUCUGCUGGCUGCCCCAUCACCUGCUCAUCCUCUGUGUCUGGUUCGGGUACUUCCCCCUCAAUCACACCACGUACGUGCUCCGCAUCCUCUCGCAUCUCAUCUCUUAUGCCAACUCCUGCGUGAACCCCAUCGUCUAUGCCCUGGUCUCCAAGCGCUUCCGCAAGGGCUUCAAGAAGAUCCUCAUCUGCCUCCUGCACCAGGAGCCAGCCCACAAGGGGCACGUGGCCCAGGUGAUGAACACGGCCAGCACGCUGGAGGCAGAGCUCAGCGAGGUGACCCAUGGUGGCCGCUCCUCCCUGCGCUGCACGGGCCCACCAGCCUUGGGGGAAAGCGGAGCUGGGGAGAGAGCAGCAGGAAGCUGAUGGCUCCUGCAUCACCUUCAGCAUCACCUAGCAGAGCUCCUUCCCACACCAUGGCUUUGCAGCGUCCUGCAGCAUCGCAGGCCUGGGGAUGGGCUAUGGUUUGGGUUGAAAUGCAUCAAAACAUACCCUUUUUCAUUCAAAUGCACCCAGGUACCGUACCUGUUGAAGUGAUGGUGCUGACUGCAGACUCAGCCAAGCAAUCAAGCAGGGAGCCAAGGGCAGGAUUUGCUUCCACCAUGCACUUGCUGAGGGCAGAGAUCAAACUCUCAUGUCUCAUAUGUUCCUCUGCCAUAGCUGAACUUACAUCCAGUUGCAUCUACACCUGGAGCCUACUGAAAGCUCUGCUCCCUCCAACCAACACAACUUCCAGCUGGGUGCACUUUUAGGUACAUUUGGGAAGUCUUGGUUCAUUGGUAUCCCGGUUCAGCAGCUGAGUCCCAGGGAACCAUUGGCCACAGCCCCAUGGGCAAAAACCUGGCUCAGGUAGGAAAUCCAGGAGAGAAGCAUAGA